This is a messenger RNA of Drosophila kikkawai, 2976 nucleotides long. It is a transcript of the gene mspo, whose product is annotated as M-spondin. Lineage: Eukaryota; Metazoa; Arthropoda; Insecta; Diptera; Drosophilidae. The record is from RefSeq and is a predicted model, not a curated record.
UCUCCACGCGGGCGGAUUGCUAACGGUACUUUUGGAUACUUGGAUGCAAGCACAUCUGGUCGUUCCGCUCGCGCACACAUAUCGAAUCUGUUGGCCGAGGAGCAGCUUGCCGCGCGCCAAAAGUCCAAAAAGUGAAGAAAACGCCAACGAGCGUGAAAAGUUGAAGAAAAACCAAAAAUAAAUAUGUGAGUGCCGUGCGUAAGUGCGUGCGUGUGUGUGCAUUUAUUUUUAAGCGUCGACUCGGCCGCCGGCCCCCGAAGGCGAAUGUGAAGUGUAAGCGACAAGAGCGACCGAAAACCGAGAAAAAAAAUAAAAUAAAUUAUAUCAAAACAAAAAUAGCCCCCAAACGCCGGCAAAGGAUAGAGCGUGACGGAAACGGAGACGAAGACGGGAGCGCGAGAGUGGGGCACAGGGUGCGGAACGAGAGAAUUAGCACAUUUGGCGAAAUGAGAGCGACACCAAAAACGGAGUCUCCACUCCUCCUGCUUGCCUUGCUCCUCCUGGGAGUGGGUCUCCUUGCAACCGGAACGGAUGCCGUUAGUUCUUAUGGCGCCUCCUUCAUCUCCAAUCCGGCCAUAUACGCCUACAGUGUGGAGAAUCAACAGGAACAGGAACGGGAACGGGAGCAAGAGCAGGAGCAGAACGACAUCAAGUUCGCCGCUACAAAUGCAAAUGCGAAUGGCAAUUCCAAUUCCAAUCUGAAUCGUAAUUACUACUACACGUCCGAUCCCAAUCAGAGUCCGAAUGUCAAUUCGAAUGUCAAUCCCACGCCAGCGCUGGCCACGCCCCCCGCCACACAGCCCGCCCCCCAAACGGGCUGCACCCUGGAUCGGCUGGCCGUCUACAAGGUCGUCUUGCACACCUACUGGACCCGCGAACUUUUCCCCAAGCACUAUCCCGACUGGCGACCCACCGCCCAAUGGACCAAGACACUAGGUCGCACCCACAAUGCCAACUAUGCACUGUACCACAUCGGACAGCCGGCGACGGCGGCCGUCAAACAGUUUGCGGAGACGGGUCGCUCGGAUCUGCUGGACAGCAAUGCCGGCGAACAGCAGCAGCAGCAGAUGCAGACAGGCAAAUCCCCAACUGGCAGCAGCAGCAGCACUGCCACUAGUUCCACCUCCACGUCCCCAUCUGGUGGUUCCCCCAUUCAGGAGCGGAGUGUGUUCGACGAGUUCAGCAUGCCGGCGAUUCCAUUGGGUGCCGGACGCAGCGAGGCGAAGGUGUUUGUCGACAGCAAUCACAGCCUGGUCUCGCUAAUGACACGCAUUGUUCCCUCGCCGGAUUGGUUCAUCGGCGUGGAUUCGUUCGAGCUCUGCGUGGGUGGCUCCUGGAUCGAUACCGUGACCGUUGAGCUGGAUCCCUUGGAUGCCGGCACGGACAACGGGUUCACCUUUACGGCUCCAAAUUGGCCAACAGCACCGCAGGGUGUCAUCUAUCGGAUCACCUCGCGUUAUCCUGGCCAUCCGGCGGGCAGCUUUUAUUAUCCGAAGAGCAAGCGCCUGCCGCCCAUUGCCACGUUCCAGUUUAUCAAGCUGAAGGAGUACGAGCUGAGCGAGGUGUUCAACAUUGCCGAGGACGAUCGCAAGUACGAAACGGUCCAGACCCAGACACACCUGGAUGCGGAGCACAACCACGUCGAGAUGAACAACGAGCUCUCCGCCAGCAUCGAGCGGGAGCGGCAAACGGAGCAGCAACAGUCGCAGCAACAGCAGCAACAGCACCAGCAGCAGCAACAGUUGCAGCAAUAUGACGAGAGGCAGCGCAUUCGCUCCCAGCUGUUGGCCAAAAUGAAUCCCAUCUACAGCUACAACAAUAGCCAGCAGCCGGCUCCUGGUCAGGUGGUCAGCGUGGUGCCCAAGAACGACAAGCAUGCCAUCCUGCAGAGCAUUGCCAGCAGCUAUCGGCGUGCCACGGAUUCCGGCAACAGCCUCAAUACCUCCAACCUGACCCAGUCCCAGUCGCAGUCCACAAAUGGAGCCGGCGGCGGUGGCCCGUCCUCCCGCCGGAGGAGCUCGUCACAGAGGCGCCGCGACUGCCGGGUGAGCCACUGGUCCGAGUGGACGGCCUGCAGCAAGAGUUGCGGCAUUGGCGAGAUGCAUCGCUACCGCAAGGUGAUCAAGCAUGGCAAGCGAGGAGGACGACCCUGUCCGGCGCUCCAGCAAUCCAAGUGGUGCGGCACCGAGCGCAAUUGUCACGGGUCGCAGACCUAUUUUAAUUGGUCCGAUUCCGAUACAUGAACGAACCCCGUGAAGGCGGUGGCGGCCCAGGCGAUAUAAAUAUAAUUUUAAUUUAAGGCGUAAGAAUUGCUUUUUCUGUGUGAACAAGAAAGACCAGCCAGGCCAUUUUGGGGGACAGUGUGGAUCAUCCCGCCAUGAGAUUUUAAUUUAAAUUUAGAUUAUCAUACGAAAUUGAUUUUAGAGCAGCCCGCAAAUGCAGAGACAUCCAUGAUGAUGGCGAGAAGGUGGAAUAAAUUGAAAACGGCAAUGGCUAGAUGGGAAGACUACUGACAAUAUUUAAAACACAAAAAGGAUUUAGACAGAGGACAAAAAGAGGAUAAAAGCCAUUUGUCUUGAACAUUUUUUGGGUUUAUGCGUUCAUCUUGAUUUACAUUGAUCCUUUGGUUGCUUUAGCUCUAAAUAAUAUGUAAAAAAUCAUCAUGAUAAAAUAUGAGAAACGAAGAAAAAAAAAAAACCAAAAACAGAGAAAAGAAAUUUGAACAGUAGACACGUACAAAGUUUAGAAAGCAAAUCAAAGUGGAGAAGGAAACAGAAGAAAGCGUGAAAAUUUGCAUACCCAAACAAGGAAAAAUGGAAACAAAACCAAAAGUGAAAAACCAAAUACAACCACACACGGGAAACUAUAAGCGUGGACCCAAUGUGUGUAGUUCAGCAACUAAGCUAAUAUUAGAUGUAAACUAAGCUAACUAAUAACUUUAAAUGGAUUGCAAUAAAAGUCAACCCCAAAAAGAAA